This is a messenger RNA of Acanthosepion pharaonis, 1608 nucleotides long. The record is from the annotation of a GenBank genome assembly. Lineage: Eukaryota; Metazoa; Mollusca; Cephalopoda; Sepiida; Sepiidae.
AUGCGAAUUGAGCCCAAACUAUUGCUUGUCUGGAUUCUGGGCUUUGUCAUGGUGCUGAGCUACGCCAUCACUGACGACUUUGUAAGAGUGACACAGUUUUGUCCCGAUGGUCCUUCUGCGUUUGGUGAGAUCAUAAUUCUGUCCGAUCAAGAUGCUGUUUAUCCUUAUGCCUUGUGUCGGGGCAGAGAGUACAGUUUUGUUCAGAUCUCUGUAGGUGUCUACAGACUCCGGUUUCGCCAUUCUGGUGACCCAAAUGAAGACUGCCUCUCGACGCUUGUCUUUCAAGAGAAUUACUACGCUGUUCAAGUGAACAUCCCGAUUCAGGACAAUCUAGUGACUUCAAAAAUUGAAACCAAAAUCGUUAAAUGUCCGAUUGCAUUUCAUGCGCCUUCAAAGAUGACAAUUUCUAACAGGGAUGACUUGAUAUUCAAAAACAAGGAAUCUACACCUGUAGAAAAGCCAUCCAAUUUGGCUGACCUGAAGUUGCACUCAGACACCAUGAUUAAGCCUGAGGAACCGGAAACUAUAUUGAUGAGCCUUCAAGUACAGGAGAUCGACAAUUCCACAAACUUUGCCAACGUUCAGAUUUACUCUCUGAUGAAAAAUCCUCGCCUUGAAAUUAAUGGAGUUUCGCCUAUCGAAUGCCACAUGUCUGCCAAUUCGGAAGUUCAAUUUAUUAUAGACAAUGGCUGUGGCACUGGUUCCCUCUUACCGCUACACACCGGUUUCGAAGUACAAGGAAUCGUGUCUUGGAGUCCAGUUUUCUCGUUCCCAGUUCCGCACGACGGUUCUUUGUUCGUCAACUGCACCUUUGGGGUCUGCAAAAACAAAUGUAAUGGGUCUUCGUGUCACCAGAGCAAUAUUGACAUCCUCGCCAAAUACACAGCUUCUGCCGCCGUAUCUUUCACUUCUCUUCACGAGGACGUUCGGCAACACAUGGCAGAUUCGAAGGACGCCGGCCUGCAAGUUACCAACGGAUAUCCUCCCAUACAGAAUAACCCCGUGGACAAUGUUACAACUGGUACCCCGGCGUCAUACACCAUUACGGUUAAUGUACCCCUAAUAAUCGCUCUCUCCGUACUCAUUCCUAUUCGCCCCCCACCGCCCCCUGUCUAUUCCCCCCCCCAACUUCUUUGUGACCCACUUAAGCAAGUAACUCCAAAGUUUGACCCCUACUUUCUUACCCUAGUUUUCAACACCCCGGGGAUUUUAUCACUUUUGGGCCACCAUCUAUCUAUCUAUCUAUCUAUCUAUCUAUCUAUCUAUCUAUCUAUCUAUCUAUCUAUCUAUCUAUCUAAGGGCAUCUAUCUAUCUAUCUAUCUAUCUAUCUAUCUAUCUAUCUAUCUAUCUAUCUAUCUAUCUAUCUAUCUCAUUCUGAAACCAGUCCGCGAGUUUUUUUUCUCUCUUGUUUUUGGCAUUUUUGACACGUUUUUCACUUUUUCUUCUUCGACUUUUCUUCCCAUUCUAUUAUUUUCUUCUUCUUCUUCUUCUUCUUCUUCUUCUUCUUCUUCUUCUUCUACUUCUUCUUCGUUGUCGUCGUCGUCGUCUCUCUUCCCUUUUAUUCCCUUUUUCUUUCCUUCUUUCCUCUUCUUUUAUCUUCCCUUUUAA